AUGUCCACGUCCGGGCUCAUGUCUGCCAUGCGCGCCGCCGGCCGCCAGCACAUCACGGUUUCCACCCUCCGCACGGCGCCGGCAGCCGGCUCUCACGUCUUCCGGAUCGAGGAGUUCACACGAGUCAGGGAAAAGACGGCGAAUGGCGCCGCCGUCUUGUCAAGCCCUUUUGCCGUCGGCGGCCACGACUGGCGUAUCAGGUGCUUCCCCAACGGCAGACUCAAAGAUUCGGAGGGCCAUAUCUCUCUCCACCUCCAGCACGGCAGCCACGCCAAGACCGGCGACGUCACGGCGACGUACAAGAUGAGCAUACUCGACAAAUCCUGGGAGCCGUCGUGCACCCAAAUAAUGGAGAAUCACCGCUUCGAGACAGACGAUGGUUACUGGGGCUGGAGGAAGUUCAUGAAACACACAGAUCUUGACAGGGACAAGUACCUCAAGGACGACUGCCUGUCGGUCCUCUGCGACGUCACGGUCGACCUCGGGCUGCGCACCACCGAUGAGGUUGCGGCGGCCGCGGAGGAACUCAAUUCGGAACCGGCGCCGUCCGAGCCUCAUCAUGACUUGCAUCUGGCGGAAGCAGCGGACGUAAUGAUCCACCUUGGCGACGGGCAGAGGAUCGGAGCGCACCGGUGGGUGCUAGAGGCCCGAUCCCUGGUAUUUAAAUCCGAAAUCGCGCUCGCCCCGACAACCGACGAGAACAUUGCUGAACUACGCGUCGACGGUAUGGACGCCGACGUGUGCAAGGCGCUGCUCAGGUUCAUCUACACCGACUCACCGCCGGCGCAGCUCGAGGCCGCGCCCGCAACGACCGUGGAGCAGCUGCUCAUGGCGGCGGACAGGUACGAACUGAAGAAGUUGAGGGCCGCCUGCGAGGAGGCGCUGUGCAAGAAGAUCGACGUGAGCUCCGUGGCCACCGCCCUGGCGCUGGAUGAGCGGUACUGCUGCCCGACGCUGAGGAAGGCGUGCAUGAGGUUCCUCUCUUCUCCUGAUAACCUAGAAGCUGUGGCGGCGUCAUCUGAUGGUUUGGAGCAGCUCAAGACACUCCGCCCCUCUGUCCUGCUGGAUCUAUUCGACAAGAACAUGCCGUUGAGUGAGCAGCAACGGAUGCUCCGGACAAUCAGACUCGUGUGGGAUCAGUCUGAUAAAGGGUGGUGAAGGGUUUAGAAGGCCCACAUUCCAUUUUCUUUCAUCAUAUAUUAUCUCUGUAGGAAAAGGGAAAUAUCAUGGCCACGGGAGGCACAUGUGCGAUUGAAGUACUAGCGUAGCGUCUAGCGUCUCGUCUCCCUUCUUAUGAUUUCAUGGUCUUUCGUUCUACUCUUUUCCCAUUACUCUAGUUCCUUGUAUUUGUGAUUUGAUCUGUUUGCUGCGCUUU
Messenger RNA from Triticum dicoccoides, 1375 nucleotides. RefSeq names its product BTB/POZ and MATH domain-containing protein 2-like. The transcript has a single exon. The coding region runs from base 1 to 1158 and encodes 385 amino acids. Gene Ontology annotation, biological process: protein ubiquitination. NCBI's taxonomy places the organism in Eukaryota, Viridiplantae, Streptophyta, Magnoliopsida, Poales, Poaceae. Gene Ontology annotation, molecular function: protein binding. The record is from RefSeq and is a predicted model, not a curated record.